Molecule: messenger RNA, 686 nt
Organism: Gekko japonicus
Lineage: Eukaryota; Metazoa; Chordata; Lepidosauria; Squamata; Gekkonidae
Product: lymphocyte antigen 6E-like
Exons: 3
Coding region: 6-395 (129 amino acids)
Molecular function (GO): acetylcholine receptor inhibitor activity
Source: RefSeq, a predicted model, not a curated record
UCGGAAUGACAAAGGGUUUAUUCCUUCCCCUGCUGGUGGCAGCGCUGGUCUUCACAGAAGGGCAAGGGGAAGAGCUCUGGUGUUACAGCUGUGAAAACGAACGUACCGCUAUGAACUGUGAGCACAUGCAGAAGUGUGCGGAAUCAGACUCCUACUGCGUGACAUCUGUGAUUCAUGGGGAGUCAGGCGAACACCGGUUCAGUAAAGGAUGUUCCCCACGCUGCUCCGAGCACCGAGUCGACGUGGCGCACCCCACGUCCAUCUUCACUCAAUGCUGCCGUCAAUCGUUCUGCAACACUCGCAGCGGCGGGUCCACCGGCGCGAGGAGUAGCCGCACGGCCGUGGGCGUGGGGGUCCUGGCCAGUUUCCUCUACGUUUUCCAGUCUGGGUUGUGAAUCGCGCUGGCAAAGGGAUCCCAGUUGCCUUUACGCACGGGGAGCCGACCCUCUCCUCUUCCCAAAGCGUGACUCCCAGAGUUCAGCCGCAGGCACCAAACUCUUUCUACUCCAGCACAGAAAGGCAAUUGUCUUCCCUCCCGAUUCUUGCCCCAAAGCGAAAGCCUCAAGCUGCUCUGAAGAGCCCUGGCCUAAAGCCAGCACAUUCACGAUUUCCUCCAACCACAGACCCCGGGGGCUUCUCUUUGUAAACAGCAUUCAUUCAGCGUUGCCAACUCCAGGUUGGGAAAU